Messenger RNA from Staurois parvus, 298 nucleotides. Lineage: Eukaryota; Metazoa; Chordata; Amphibia; Anura; Ranidae. The record is from the annotation of a GenBank genome assembly.
AUCUGUGUAGCCCCAGCAGUGCCACCUGUCAGUGUCCAUCAGUGCCAGCUCUUAGUGCUCAUCCAUGCCACCUGCCAGUGCCCAUCAGUGCCAUAUCACUGCCUUUCAGUGUCACCCAUCAGUUCCACCUAUAAAUGCCAGUCAGUGCCACCUAUCAGUGCUGCCAAUCAGUGCCACCUGUGUGCAUCAGUGCCGCCUAUCAGUGCCCGUCAGUGCAGCCUAUCAGUGCCACCUAACAGUGCCAGUCAGUGCCGCCUAUCAGUGCCAGUCAGUGCCGCCUAUCAGUGCCAUAUAUGAG